Messenger RNA from Gasterosteus aculeatus aculeatus (three-spined stickleback), 786 nucleotides. The record is from RefSeq and is a predicted model, not a curated record. Lineage: Eukaryota; Metazoa; Chordata; Actinopteri; Perciformes; Gasterosteidae.
CGAAUUAAAGGAACUCGUUUAUGAUUAACGCUCUAUGUGGUUAGCAGGAUAUUAAAGAAAAACAAAACAAACCUUUUAUUAUUAACGGAAGCUUCGUUUACUACAGAUCACCAGGUCACACCGACACCGAGACACGUUAACCGGCAAGACGUCCUUGCUGACAGCGCCAGUCACAAUGAUCCAAGUGAAGAACAAAGAGGACUGUUUGCCUGAAACACCUGAUGAGACCAGCAGAAGACAGAGUCUCAUCGAGUCCCAUCCUGAGACGACCAACAACCUGCCGUCUGCGUGUGUGAUCAGCACACAGCUACUACCACCACCACUGAUAUGUGACGGCCCUCAAUACUACGGGGUGCAGAUGGAUCUGUUGCAGGAGUACUACCUAACACAACUGCCAGGACUCUCGGCUUACUGGAUGGCCUCCCAGCUGGGGGACACUGAUUCCAGCCUCCCCCAGGAGGCAGCAGGGGCCAGCGCUCCCUGCUCCAUGGAACAAGACGAGGUCUUGCUGAAGAGGGAGUCCCUCCUGAUGAGGAACAGGAAAGCCGCCCGGGUGACCAGAUUAAAGAAGAAGCAAUACAUUAGAUGCCUCGAAGAAAGAACGCUCGCACUCGAAAGAAAAAAUGUGUCUCUGAUUGCGGAAAUCAAAGCGAUGAGACACAUGCACCGAAAGUAGAUGUGCGUACUUUUGAUUCUACCUCCAUGGGUUUGCUUGAGGACUCUGGCUUUGCUGACACACAUGUACAAAAUACUGCUGGUCCUUGCAAUAAAAAUGUGUUUAUUCAA